Messenger RNA from Caretta caretta (loggerhead turtle), 807 nucleotides. The record is from RefSeq and is a predicted model, not a curated record. Lineage: Eukaryota; Metazoa; Chordata; Testudines; Cheloniidae.
AUGGGGCACUGGGCUCCAGGAUGGCUCCUGCUGUGGGUGCUGGUGACAACCCUCAGCGCCAGACCUCUCUCCCCUAACAGCACCCACCAGGACACAGGUGAGGGCCAGGCCCCGAGCACUGCGGGCCGAGCCUCCCCCGAACGGCUCCCCCGGGCCGAACCCCCCCUCGCCAGCACGGCCUGCUGGCAAGCAGCACGUGGAAGCUCAGCUGUGCUGUUGGGGAGCAGUAGAGUCGUGGCCUUGACGUACCAGAGCGUCUCCCCCGUGGCCGGCUCCCUGCUCUGGUUUCUUGGCACUGCAGUGACGCCGAGGGGAGGGACGUGGCAGGCGCCGGGGCCGCUCUGGUUCGAUUAUCCCGACGACGACCGAGCCAAGAUCCUGGCGACCUACCGCUACAUCGGGGAGAAGCCCGUGUUCUUCGCAGCCAGUGAGGGGACGGGGGGCAGGGAUCCCCAGACAGGCAGUGCCCCUCAGUCCUGCCCCCAGCUCCAGGCUACCCCGCCCGGCUCCCGACCCGCAGCCCCUGCUAGCCCAGCCGUGCCCCCCCCAGCCCUGCCGGUGCCCCUCACUCCCGACCCGCAGCUCUGCCCCAGCAGUAGUUCAGGAGGGGACGGGGGGCUCACACUCGAUGUCCAUAAGCUUUGGCCCCAGGGCGGAGGCUUGGGGGGGUUCACUCCCACUUUGUCCCCACGUUGGCCUUUUUGCCCCCCACCAGAUCCCCUCCCCCGAGUCCUGCACCACAUCCUGCUUGGUUCCGUCCUGCUGACCCUGCUCUUCCUCCUCUACCAGAUCUGCAGCACAAUGUAG